AUGGGAAAGAACGAUUUUUUGACUCCCAAGGCGAUUGCAAACCGCAUCAAAUCCAAGGGCUUGCAGAAGCUGCGAUGGUACUGCCAGAUGUGCCAGAAGCAAUGCCGAGACGAAAAUGGUUUCAAGUGUCACUUGACCAGCGAGUCUCACAAGCGUCAGAUGAUAGUGUUUGGAGUAAAUCCCAUGCGAGUCGUGGAGGGAUACACCGAGGAGUUUGAGAAGACGUUCAUGGAGCACCUGCGGCGAAGCCACCCCCACUCGCGCGUACAAGCCAAGAUGGUGUACAAUGAGUACAUUGCAGACCGGCACCACGUCCACAUGAACUCCACAUCCUGGUUGACGCUGACAGAGUUUGUGAAGCACCUGGGGAAGACCGGGCAGUGCCGCGUGGACGAGACUGAAAAGGGCUGGUACAUCUCUGUCAUUCAGCCAGACCCCAGCCAGGCGCUGGCUGAUGACAAGAAAUCCAAGCGCGAGCGCGCAGAGAAGGAGGAGGACGAGAGGCAGCGGGAGAUACUGGAAGCACAGAUCGCGCGGGCGCGGGCACAGGCCGGCUUGGAGGAAAAGGGGGGCGCCGCGGAGGGAACGGAGCUGAGACGGGACGAGGACGGGCAGCCGCUGCAGAUCGCGCUGGCCGCGCCGCCCAAGCCGGCCGCGCACGAGGCCGCCAUGCCGGGGGCGGGUGGUGGCGGCGCAGCAGCGCCGAAGAAGCGCAGCAAAUUGGAGGAGCUGAUGGAGAGGGAGCAGGCGUUCAAAAAGGCCAAGAUUGAACGGGAAAAGGCCGGAGCCGGCGCGGGGCCGAGCGGCCGCCCCGACGCGCCCUGGCUGCAGCCCGGUAUCACCGUCAAGGUGUUGAGCAAGGAGCUGAAGGAACAUGGGUACUACAAGAAGAAGGGCAUUGUUGAGAAGCUGCCAUCGAAGUAUGUGGGUCAGAUAAAAAUGCUGGACUCUGGCGAUGUUCUUCAGGUGGACCAGGCACAGCUGGAGACAGUGCUGCCUGCAGCGGGGGGAUCGGUGGUGGUGGUCAGGGGGGCGCAAAGGGGGGCCCGUGCAGAGAUGCUGGAGAUUGAUGUUGACAAGUACAGGGCGCAGGUGCAGCUCAAAAGCGGCGAUGGCAAGGGUGAGAAGGUUUGGUUUGACUAUGAGGACAUUUGCAAGGUGUCCAGCUCCUGA
This is a messenger RNA of Coccomyxa subellipsoidea C-169, 1173 nucleotides long. RefSeq lists its product as hypothetical. The transcript has 7 exons. The record is from RefSeq and is a predicted model, not a curated record. Gene Ontology annotation, molecular function: double-stranded DNA binding. Gene Ontology annotation, cellular component: nucleus. Gene Ontology annotation, biological process: DNA replication; DNA damage response. NCBI's taxonomy places the organism in Eukaryota, Viridiplantae, Chlorophyta, Trebouxiophyceae, Coccomyxaceae. Bases 1 to 1173 code for a protein of 390 amino acids.